GUUACUCGCAGCGUCUCACCCAUGGAGGAGCUACUGAUACCCACAGAAGCCGAGGAGGCGCCGCCCGAGCCUGCCGUCUUCUUCUCUCCGGCGGGACCUGCUAAAACUCCGCUGGAGAGAAUGAAGGACUUCAUGGCAAGCACGUUCUCGGUCGGUGUCAGAGAAUAUGUGAAGGACUACAUGAGGCAAAAUGGGCUGCUGACACUCUCUAUUCUAGCCGUGAUCACAGGAUGCGUACUGGGCUUCAUGCUGAGGGGUCUGGACCUCUCCACACAAGCCAAAAUCUAUUUCUCCUUCCCUGGUGAGCUGCUCAUGCGGAUACUUAAAAUGUUGAUUCUUCCCCUAAUUACUUCCAGUUUAAUGUCUGGACUGUCAUCUAUGGAGUCGAAGGCCUGCUGCAGGAUGGGAGUGCUGACGGUCACUUACUACCUUUGGACCACGUUCAUUGCAGUAAUUGUUGGCAUUGUACUUGUUCUCAUCAUCAAACCUGGCUAUGGGACACACUUGGAAAGCAGCAGACUGGGAGGUGGACAAGUCAUAACGUCUGCAGAUGCCCUGCUGGAUCUGGUCAGGAAUAUGAUCCCGUCCAAUCUCAUUGAAGCCACAUUUCAGCAGUACAAGACAGACAUUAUUCCAAUCAUAAAAACACCAGUGAACACAGGACGCCCAAAUUUUGUCUACCUGAUGCCUGAUGAAGACCAUCCAAAGGGUCGGACGGUGCAGUUGGAACUUACGCCACCUCCAGACAUCGAGUACAAGAACCGUCCAGGCAACAGUCAGCAGAUGAACGUACUCGGCAUCGUUAUUUUCUCAGCCACGAUGGGUCUCUUGCUUGGUAAAAUGGGCAAACGGGGAGCUCCUCUGGUGAACGUUUGCCAGUGCAUCAAUGAGUGUGUGAUGAAGAUUAUUAAUGCAGCCGUAUGGUAUUUUCCUUUUGGGAUCAUCUUCCUAGUGGCUGGUAAAAUCCUGGACAUGAGUGAUCCCUCCACACUUGGGAAGAAGCUGGGCUGGUACGGGAUGACGGUCAUGGCAGGCCUGUUUGUGCAUGGCCUCAUCUUGCUUCCAUUCUUUUAUUUCAUUCUGACAUGGAAAAAUCCUUUCACAUACAUCAGAGGUCUUCUGCAAGCCAUGGUCAUCGCUCUCGCCACAUCAUCCAGUUCAGCAACGCUGCCCAUUACAAUGAAAUGUUUGCUGGAGAACUGCCGAGUGGACAGGCAGAUUGCCAGGUUUGUGCUGCCAGUGGGAGCCACCAUUAACAUGGAUGGAACGGCACUGUAUGAAGCAGUCGCUGCUAUUUUCAUUGCCCAGGUCAAUGAGUACGAACUGGAUUUCGGACAGUUGGUCACCAUCAGUAUAACAGCGACCGCUGCCAGCAUAGGUGCUGCUGGAAUCCCUCAGGCAGGCCUUGUAACCAUGGUGAUAGUGCUGACAUCUGUCGGAUUGCCAGCGGACGACAUCACGCUGAUUGUGGCCAUUGAUUGGAUCUUAGAUCGCUUUCGAACAAUGAUCAACGUGCUGGGAGAUGCUCUGGCAGCUGGAAUCAUUGGUCACUUGUGUCAAAAAGACUUCCCUCCUGACAGAGCGGCGAACGCGAAUGGAGCUGCACAGUACAGCCAGACGGCUCAAAACAUGGAGAAUGUGCCUUUAACUGAAGUACCACUGCUGGCUGGGAAAGACUGUAUAUUAGAAGUGGUUGGGGACACAGUUUUUGAACGACCCACAGUCUACUAUAAUAUAUGUCAGGUCUGAGUCACCAGACGAUUGCCUUAUAUCCACAAACCUCCAUUCUACCACUGUGCCAUAAAGCAGUACUGAAUGAACACUUCUUCUGGUUCUUCUGUUUUCCGCUUUUUAAAACUGACUGAUAUUGGCUGUUUUGUACAGCUGAAUACAUUUAGGCAGCGUUCCUUUCCCUAUUCAAGGGAACCACUUCUAUUCACAAGGACCGACCAAAAAUAAGUCACCCCUCCCCCUGCUUUUGUCACCUCUGGUGCUGGAGGUACAGCAGUUAUUGCAUGCUGGCAUGCAUUCAGGAAUUUUGCCGUUCAGGUUCAGGCUGA
Carassius carassius (crucian carp) is the source of this 2060-nucleotide messenger RNA. Its product is annotated as excitatory amino acid transporter 5-like. The transcript is spliced from 11 exons. NCBI's taxonomy places the organism in Eukaryota, Metazoa, Chordata, Actinopteri, Cypriniformes, Cyprinidae. Gene Ontology annotation, biological process: L-glutamate transmembrane transport. Bases 22 to 1749 code for a protein of 575 amino acids. The record is from RefSeq and is a predicted model, not a curated record. Gene Ontology annotation, cellular component: plasma membrane. Gene Ontology annotation, molecular function: neutral L-amino acid transmembrane transporter activity; L-glutamate transmembrane transporter activity; glutamate:sodium symporter activity.